Messenger RNA from Athene cunicularia (burrowing owl), 3088 nucleotides. RefSeq names its product opioid-binding protein/cell adhesion molecule homolog. The record is from RefSeq and is a predicted model, not a curated record. NCBI's taxonomy places the organism in Eukaryota, Metazoa, Chordata, Aves, Strigiformes, Strigidae. The transcript is spliced from 8 exons. Gene Ontology annotation, cellular component: neuron projection. Bases 216 to 1229 code for a protein of 337 amino acids.
UAGUUGUGUGCGUGCGUGCGUGUGCAAGGAAAAAUCAGAGACACUGACUGCCUGCUCCCGUCUCUCUCUCUCUCUCUCUCUCUAGCUCACUAACUCAGUCUCCCUCCCUCUGCAAACAUUGGAUUUAAACCUGCUCAGAAUUCAACGCAGACGAAAGCAGCGGCGGCAGCAGCAAGCAGCAAGCGAAUCAGCCGCUAGUCUACCGCAGCUCCAAGAUGUACCAUCCUGCCUGCUGGAUCGUCUUCACGGCCACCACUGCCCUGCUCUUCAUCCCAGGAGUGCCCGUGCGCAGCGGAGAUGCCACCUUCCCCAAAGCUAUGGACAACGUGACUGUGCGGCAAGGGGAGAGUGCCACGCUCAGGUGUACUGUGGAUGACCGGGUCACGCGGGUAGCGUGGUUGAACCGCAGCACCAUCCUGUACGCUGGCAAUGACAAGUGGUCUAUAGACAACCGCGUGGUCAUCCUCUCCAACACCAAGACCCAGUACAGCAUCAAGAUACACAACGUGGAUGUCUACGAUGAGGGCCCUUACACCUGCUCCGUGCAGACAGACAAUCACCCCAAGACUUCGCGCGUCCAUCUCAUUGUGCAAGUCCCCCCUCAGAUCGUCAACAUCUCGUCGGACAUCACCGUGAACGAGGGCAGCAGCGUGACCCUCAUGUGCCUGGCCUUCGGGAGACCGGAGCCCACCGUCACGUGGCGGCACCUCUCCGGGAAAGGGCAGGGCUUUGUGAGCGAGGACGAGUACCUGGAGAUCACGGGCAUCACGCGGGAGCAGUCCGGGGAGUAUGAGUGCAGCGCCGUCAAUGAUGUGGCUGUCCCAGACGUGAGGAAAGUCAAAGUCACUGUCAACUACCCACCCUACAUCUCGAACGCCAAGAACACGGGCGCCUCGGUGGGCCAGAAGGGCAUCCUGCAGUGUGAGGCCUCGGCUGUCCCCGUGGCAGAGUUCCAGUGGUUCAAGGAGGACACCAGGUUAGCGAACGGACUGGAGGGUGUGCGGAUCGAGAGCAAAGGCCGCCUGUCGACACUGACCUUCUUCAAUGUCUCGGAGAAGGACUAUGGCAACUACACGUGUGUGGCUACGAACAAGCUGGGCAACACCAACGCCAGCAUCAUCCUGUACGGGCCCGGAGCGGUGCAUGACGGCGGCAACGCAGCAUCCCGGGCAGCCGCCGGCCUCUGCCUCUGGGCUGCCCUCCUUGCUCGCCUCCUCCUCGACUUUUGAUAAGGGAGCGGAGGGUCCCGGGAGGCCCCGCCGCGCCUCUCCCCCGCCACGGGCUUGGCCCGCCGCGCCGCCCGGGGACUCUUCUCCGUCGGACGGGCGAUGCGCCGGAGGACGGGCGGCGGCGCCGAGCGUCCGAGGAUGGCCCCUUCUCCCGCGUGCCGGGAUCAUUCUCGCCGCCGGUUACGCUGUACAGACCCCACCACGUGCCACCAGACUGUCACCUGCCACCGUCGCCCCGGGGACACGGUCCGGCACGGAUGAGGCUCCCCGCGGCCGCCUCGUCUCCAACGCAGUGGGCGCAGAGCUGUCAGGGCAGGCGCUGCCUGGAGCCGUCACCGGGCACGUCUGUCUUGUUGUCUCGCUAAGCCGCCUAUGCCCAAAAAGACCCCAAGGUUGAAGCCCCCUGGCUCUGCCUUCAGCCCUCUCAGUCCUGAAUGUCAGUUCUCACCGCCAAAGCUCCUCCCUAAGCGCUCCCAGCAUCGCUCGGCCCUUCCUGCUCCCCAGGACCGCGGUGCAGCCCCACCGCAACGCUCGCCGGCCCUUUCCAACAGGGUCACUUGACACGACUAGUUAUCCUUCAAGGUCAUGCACAUCCCCACUGCUAUUUCUCCUGGCUAACAUCGUACCCCACGUCCCCAGUGACACAAAGCUGCUCUCCCAGGAACGGGAGCCCUGGAGACUGCCGGUGGCCCCUGUGGGGACAAGACCCUUCCCACCAUUGCAGCUGUCGUCCCUCCUCGCUCUGGACUCCUGCCCCGUGACUCUCAGCCUGAUGCACCGCCGACACUCACUGGGGAGCUUCCUCCAGGCUGGUUUUCCAACCAGCACGUCAAAAGCACAGCACCACCAAUGCUGGGCAGAAGCACUAAACUACACAGCAAAACUCUAAGGCCCUUUUGCUACGGCUCCUUGCACACACCCAGAGGGGAUGGGACCUCCCCAGUCCAUCUCCCAGUGUGGCCUCCCAGUACCACUUGGCCAGACAUCCUUCCCAAGGGGUGGAGGAAGCACAGGAGCCAACCCUGAGCUUCUACAUCCGCACUUUGGCUUUUCUCAUGCCUGACACGUGCCCCUGCCCGAGGCAAGGCCAAUAUGUUCGACGCUGUGGACAAGGCUCUGUCAAUUCUCUGCGCUGGCACGGUAAGGAUGACUCCGAUGCCCCUGUUCUGCUGCUUGCCGAUCCUCCCUGCUGCAACAUUCCUUCAACACCAAAAUGGAUGUGUCCAGACUCUACUCUCUGCUUCCUCCAGGCACCCUGGGAGCUUCUGCCCCCUCCUGCGCAGUCCACGAUGGCAGCGGCUACAUUAUCUCCCUGCGUACCAAACUGCACGCCUGACAGUGAUCUGUGCCACGGUCACCCUCACCCAUAACGGCAGCCGUGAGCCUUCCCCACGCUCCUUGGAUGCUUGUGAAUGCUCUGGGGCCAUGGUCUGGGAAUGGCCCCUCCUGUCCUGCUCCUGAAAAAAAGUCACAUGUAGCGCCGGACCCUGUGCCAGGGAGAUGCAACUCUACAGCGCUGAGUGAGUGCACAAACCAUCCCCCUGUCCUGAUGCCUUGCCCCUUCCGUCUCCUUCCACAAGCGCAACGGCCCCACGCACAUUGUCUUUCCCACGCAAACCCUGCUGCUGCUGACACCUUCCCUCGCCGUCCCGCUUUCUGCAGCUGCGAGGAAGCUGGGGCCAAGUCCUCAGUGUGCAAUAUAGAAGAAAAAAACACAAACCCGGAGCCAGAGGCUGUGACAGGCCACCGCGCCAUCUCCGAUGCUGCCGUGCCCUCUCCUCAUCCCUGCUCUCCACAGGCUGCCCGUGACCCACGCCAACUGACACACAGCGUGAGGUUGUCACCAAAAAAAAAAAAAA